Messenger RNA from Amphimedon queenslandica, 1654 nucleotides. RefSeq names its product ornithine decarboxylase-like. Gene Ontology annotation, molecular function: ornithine decarboxylase activity. The transcript is spliced from 10 exons. Gene Ontology annotation, cellular component: cytoplasm. Bases 227 to 1525 code for a protein of 432 amino acids. NCBI's taxonomy places the organism in Eukaryota, Metazoa, Porifera, Demospongiae, Haplosclerida, Niphatidae. The record is from RefSeq and is a predicted model, not a curated record.
GCCAGCAUCCCUAUUAACUUCCAGUGCAGUGUGGUGAGUGCAGCAACAGUUACAGCUAGUUUAGUGCGUGUCUUCUAUUGUAAUAGUUUUAAUAGCUAUAAGAUCUAUUGCUGGAUUUGCACAUGAUUUUAAAAUCCGAACUGUUGCUUUGUCUUUUGUUCCCGGUCUUAGUACUGUAUAGCUAAUCAUCUCUCAGUUCCUGAACACUGACAAGUAGCUCAACACAAUGAGUAAUAUUAGGAUCAAGUUUAAAAAUGAAAAGACAGUCCCACUUGAGGUCAUACCUCAUAGCACCAGCCUUCAUCAAUUUGCUUUUAUCAAAGCCAAUUCAACAGACAGCGAUGAGGAUUAUGAUGAUCCUUUCUAUUUAAUGGAUGUGAAGAGACUGGCUGAUCGCUACCAGUUAUGGAGAGAUACUCUUCCCUCCAUUAAACCAUAUUAUGCUGUCAAGUGUAAUGAAGACCCAGUCUUGCUUUCUUUAUUAUCGCAUCUUGGAACUGGUUUUGAUUGCGCCAGUAAAGGUGAGAUCAGUCAUCUACUAGAGAUGGGUAUUUCACCUGGGGACAUCAUAUUUGCUCAUCCAUGCAAGCAAAUAUCACACAUAAAGUAUGCAGCAAGGAAUGGGAUUUCUUUAGUCACUUUUGAUAAUGAGAUGGAGUUGCAUAAAAUGGCUACUCAUCACAGCAAUGCAAAGCUAGUGGUACGUAUUUGUGCUGAUGAUUCUAUUGCUCGAGCUCAGCUAGGAGUCAAGUUUGGUCGCUCUGUGGCUGAUGCCUGUAGCUUGCUGAAUGAUGCUAAACGCCUGCAGUUACAAGUCAUUGGAGUAUGCUUCCAUCUUGGUACCAGAUGUCAGACUCCUGAUGCUUACAGGAUUGCUUUGGAAAUGGCCCAUGAAGUCUUUGAAUAUGCUGAUACUGUUGGGUAUCAUUUCAAUUUCCUGGACAUAGGAGGAGGUUUCCCUGGAUCUGAUACAGAGCUGGCUCUCUUCCAAGAGGUUGCCAGUACAAUCAAUCUCAGUAUUGGCAGACUGUUCUCUGAUAGACACGACCUUAACAUCAUUGCUGAGCCAGGUCGCUACUUUGCUUCUUCCUGUUUCUCACUUGCUGUACAAGUUACCAGUAAACGUCUCCCAUCAUCUGAGAAUGAAUCCUUCAUGUAUUAUGUGAAUGACGGAGUCUAUGGCUCCUUUAAUUGUCUGAUACAUGAUCCUGCCAAAGUGCAACCAAAAGUGCUGGAGGGUCCCACUGUCACCAGUUCUUCCAAUCCUACCUACUCUUGUGUUAUUUGGGGUCCAACCUGUGCCCGUCGUGAUAAAGUCUGCACUGCUCUCCUUCCAGAGGUCACAGUGGGCGAUUGGAUCCAGUUUGAAGACAUGGGGGCGUACACCAUAUCUGGCCAUUCAAACUUUAAUGGUUUCAGCAGGCCAAAAGUGUUUUAUUGUUUAAGAGAAGAAGACAAGGAGAGUUUUGAGGAUGUUUUCAGGAAUAUAUUGACAAGCAGGUCGAGCCUAUCUUCGCCAUCUUGAUGUAAACUGCUUUGCUGAGAACCUGUUACCUGUCUUAGAUGCUAUGUUACUUAAUUGCUAGUAUUAUAUCCUCUCUUUGUCUCAAACCUCUUUCCCUUCCCUAGCUUUCAUUAUUUGUUAACGUUAGAA